Molecule: messenger RNA, 855 nt
Organism: Loa loa (African eye worm)
Lineage: Eukaryota; Metazoa; Nematoda; Chromadorea; Rhabditida; Onchocercidae
Exons: 4
Coding region: 1-855 (284 amino acids)
Source: RefSeq, a predicted model, not a curated record
AUGUUCAGUCACUGCCUUCUAUCUCUUACUAUUACUAUUGUAAUUACUAUCAUUAGCAAUCAAGCAUUCAUUCUACAGUGCCAGAACUGUUGGUGUAUACCGGAUUAUUGUGUGCAAACCGUACCUCGAUCAUUGUGCCCUUGCGAUGGAACGCAAAAACCGUGUAGUCGAACAACAGCUGAAGUGCAAACAAUACUCACUGGUAUUAAUGCCUACCAACAACAACAACAACAAUUUAUGUUACCGCAUGCACCGGUCAUGAAAUAUUACCUCAUUCAACAGCCAGUUCAAUCAAUACCGCCCCAAAUAUCUGGUCAACUAAUGGUAGAAAACCAGCAGCAACAGCAGUUCAUGCAAACGCUAACUUCGCUGCAACAACAGAUUUUAUCUCAGCAAAUGAGAACAGGAGGAAUACAACAACCCAGUAUGCCACCUGUUUACGUUGUCCGAACUGUGGAGCAACCGGGUCAAGUGCUGCGGCAGGUACAACAAAUACCGGCAUCAAUAACAUCAUCACAGUAUGUACCUGCAAUAGCGGUACAGCAGGCACCAAUGCUACAAACACAAUUAAUGGUCAUACCUUCAGUGCAACAAGUGAUACCGCAGACACAGCAGUUUGUUUUGCCCCUUCAGGUUCCCAUGCAAACAGUUACUUUGCAAGUUCCGGUAACGAUGGCAGAACAUUGUACUCCUCGGAAAAAUGUUUGUCCAGUGGGAUUGCCAUCCGUUCAUGCUGUCACACAAUGUGACAAUGUCACGGACACUACAGCCACUCGUUGUAUUACGGUCGAAGAAGCACGACGAUUGUACACCUGCCUUCCAUAUUUUAAUUUCGAUAAAUUGUGGGACAAUUAA